UAUCAGAAUAUUCCGAUAACGGUGCAGAUAAAUUGUGUCCCAAUUCAAAAGAAGCAAAAUCAAUCGAUAACUGGAAAUAAAGCUUUGUGUUUCUAUCUUUGAAUUAGGGUUCUAUAUUGCGAACCCUAAAAUUCCAGUUUGUUCCUAAUUCUUGUAGCCAUGGACUCUCCCGCUGCAAAUCACUUGGAUAUAUUCGAUAUCUAUAGCCGAUACUGUGAUAUCAUGUCAGGGGCAUAUGCUACCAGGAACCUAGUAGAUGAAUUGCAGAAAGCGAGAUUUACAAGAGAGGCAUUGAACCAGCUUACGAAAUUAGUGGAUUCAAGUUUGCAUAUAAGGGCAACUAUCUUUGAAGAAGUGUACAAGCUUAAGUUGCGGUUGAAUUUGGAGGCAGACUUCUCUGAGUUCUCGCGUUUCUAUGAUUUUGUCUUCUUCGUUUUCAGAGAAAAUGGACAAAAGAACAUCACUAUAAGCAAAGCUGUUACUGGUUGGAAAAUAGUUUUAGCUGGUAGGUUUCGGCUACUUGAUCACUGGUGCGACUUUGUUGAGAUAAACCAGCGAUACAAUAUAUCUGAGGAUACUUGGCAGCAAGUUUUGGCCUUCAGCCGUUCUGUGCAUGAAAAUCUUGAAGGAUAUGAUCGGGAAGGAGCUUGGCCUGUUUUGAUUGAUGACUUUGUUGAGCACAUGUACAGGAUUGGAGGAGUCGAUGCUAUUUCUAACUCAUUUUGUUGUAGCUGUGGUGAUUCGGGAGCCCAGCCAUUUGAGGAUUCUUUCCCUGGAUUGAAAAAUUUUCCUGGUAUGAAGAGGAAAAAAUCUUGUGGCAAUUUACAAAGAGUAGAAGAAUCAUCUCAUGGACAUCCAGACAUGGAUGUGAUUGUCAAUUCCAAGAGGAGGAACAUUAAUUUUGGCAACCAAAAUGUUGACUGGACAGAAAACCAAUCACAUGGUUGCUUGGAAAUGGUUAAAGCAAAUAGCCCAUUAAAUCAUUCUGCAUCUCCAUGCGCUGUUGAAGGUUGUUUGUCCAAGGGUUUUGCGGGACUGUUGUCAGGCCCUUCAUGUUUGCAGUUUGAUAAAGAAAGGAGAACUUCCUAUACAUAGAAGGUUUUUGAUCUUGUUCAUUACUGCAAAAUAUAUCAGGGGUAGGAAGCAGGAACCAUUAUGUAAAAAAUUUCGGGGGG
Messenger RNA from Solanum verrucosum, 1175 nucleotides. RefSeq names its product defective in cullin neddylation protein AAR3. The record is from RefSeq and is a predicted model, not a curated record. Gene Ontology annotation, biological process: positive regulation of ubiquitin-protein transferase activity; protein neddylation. Gene Ontology annotation, cellular component: ubiquitin ligase complex. The transcript is spliced from 9 exons. Gene Ontology annotation, molecular function: ubiquitin conjugating enzyme binding; ubiquitin-like protein binding; cullin family protein binding. The coding region runs from base 160 to 1095 and encodes 311 amino acids. NCBI's taxonomy places the organism in Eukaryota, Viridiplantae, Streptophyta, Magnoliopsida, Solanales, Solanaceae.